Messenger RNA from Entamoeba invadens IP1, 3813 nucleotides. Its product is annotated as protein serine/threonine kinase, putative. The annotation marks the transcript as partial. The transcript has a single exon. Gene Ontology annotation, biological process: protein phosphorylation. The record is from RefSeq and is a predicted model, not a curated record. Gene Ontology annotation, molecular function: protein kinase activity; ATP binding. NCBI's taxonomy places the organism in Eukaryota, Evosea, Mastigamoebida, Endamoebidae.
GAUUGUGAGACGUGUGACAGCAACUAUGAGAAGAAGUGCACUGUCUGCAAAAACAACAAGUACUCAGUUGAUGGUGUCUGUGUUGAUUGUGAUGGUGCGUGUGAAAAUUGCGAUGGUGUGACUGGAAACUGCAAGUCGUGCAGUGAGAACAGUGUUGUCCAGUCUGGCAGCACCACACAAUGUGAGACUUGCAGCACCUUCGACUUGCUGUGUGUGACUUGUGCAAGCGAUGCAACACGCAACUGCGUCAAAUGCACAACAAACAAUUACCCCGUUCUCCAACUGAAUGGCGAGAAAAGAUGCCAACAAUGCAACACAACAUGCAAUGGAAACUGUUACACAGACACUGGAUAUUGCAAGAGCUGCUUGUCAAACUACGUCUUUGUCAGUGCAACAAGUCUUGUCUGUGAGAGUUGCAAAUCAUUUGAUCAGCACUGCACAACUUGCUCGCCAACAUAUGAGAGAAGGUGUGUUACAUGCGACACAGGGUAUUACCCUGGUAGCAAUGGUACUUGUGUUUUGUGUGACUCCACGUGUGCAAACAGUUGUGAUGGAAGCACUGGAUACUGCCUGUCGUGUGUAACUGGGUUUGUGUUGUCUGCAUCACCAUCACAGCGCUGCAUCACAUGCGAACAGUUUGACACGUAUUGUGCUGAGUGUCCGGGUGGUGCCGAGAGGAAGUGCAGUGUCUGCAAGGCGGGGUAUUACCCGAAGACAUCUGGCGACUACAAGUGCCAGAGCUGUGAUGCAACAUGUGGCGGUAAGUGCGACACAACAACUGGAGUGUGUGCUGGGUGCACAAGUGGGUAUGUGCCAACAUUACCAAUCACAAACAAAUGUGUCACGUGCAACACUUUUGACACAAACUGUUCAAAAUGUGUUGGUGAUAAGAGAGAGUGUGCAAUGUGUGACAAUGGGAUGUAUCCAAACACUGUAAGUCAUAUAUGUGUUGAUUGUGAUGCAAGUUGUAAUGGGCAGUGCAACACAUCAACUGGUGUCUGCACAGGCUGUACAACAAACAACGUCUUCACUGAUCCACCAGGCAAAGUGUGUGUUGCGUGCAAUUCAUUUGACACAAACUGCAUCACCUGUUCGCCAGACUUUUCAAGAAAGUGCAAAGUGUGUGCAAUUGGGUUCUAUCCCGACGAAACAUCUGGCAAAUGUGUUGCGUGUUCCACAAUACCAAAUUGCAACGCAUGUUCGUCUGAUGCAAAGAAGUGUUUGACGUGCAAAGAUCCGUUUAUUCAGAAGAGUGGUGGUUGUGAAAGCUGUCCGAUUGGUGAAUACAAGUUCAGCGAAACUACGUGUUCAAAGUGUUACAACACAAUCGACAAUUGCAACACAUGUGAUACAAUCGCUGUUGGCAAAGCAAGAUGUAAUGUGUGCAUUUCCCCUUACGUUUUGAAUGGCGCAAAAUGUGAAUUGUGCCAACCGAAUGAAUACUUUGACAACACAACAGGCACCCCAAGUUGUGUUAAGAACAAUAUUAACUGUGACAUUUUACAAAACAAAGAAAGCUGUCUGGACUGCAGUGACACUUUCUUUGUUUCCAACUCAAAAUGUGUAUCAUCUGGUGGUUGUGAAUCACCGACUUUAACUUCGUGUGACUGUUCAGACCAAAUAUCAAUCAACUCAAAAUGUACAGCUAAAAUAAAUGGCUGUAAAUACCAGAAAUCAGAGAAUGGUGUCCCGACGUGUAUUACAUGUGUUGAUAAUUUUAUUCUGAACAAUAAUGGUGUGUGUGAACAACAGAGUGUGUAUGGGUUGGUGAGAAACGGUGUUGUUUUUGGUUGCAAAGCAGGAACGUAUUUGACAAAUCAAAACACGUGUGACAGCUGUGGUGGAUCAAAUGCAGUUUGUUCAACUCAAAACAAGUAUUUGACAUGUGGUGAUCUUGCAAUACUUGAUGUACAACAGAUGGCGUGCACCACCGAUACACAAUGCAAUUCAGUUGUCGAUGGGCUGUGUGUCCAAUGCAAAGAAAAUGAUAUGGAAAUUAGCAAAGGAAAGUGUUCGAAAUGCGAGACUGAAAACUGUGAUAUCUGUGUUGGAGGAACGUGUCAAAUAUGCAAAGUGAAUUACUUGAUGUACAGCACCAAUCGGUGUGUUAACAAGGAACAAGUCAACUGUAAACGCACAAGCCAGAGUGGGUGUGCGCAGUGUGAGGCUGGGUAUUACCAAAUUGACACAAAGAACAUUGAAGGCAAGUACGACUUCUGCACAAAAGCGGAUGUUGAGUUGCACUGCAAAUACUACUCACUCAACACAACAAAAUGCAUUGAGUGCCAAGACGCAUUCAACAUGAAAGAUGGUGUGUGUGCUGAACAAUUUGACGAUCUCAAUAAAGUCAAUGAAACAAAGAUGUCAGUGUAUAACAUGAAAAGUGCACUAAAAGAACAAGAAGAAGUCGACUGUUUGACACGAAACAACAAAGGAUGUCAGCGAUGUCCAAAUGGGUAUUACCUGAACAAAAACAGUUGUGAGAAGUGUGUGAAUGACUGUCUGAGUUGCUACAAUGCAACAUAUUGCACCACAUGUAACAGUGGAUACUUCCUUGACUUGUCUAUGAAAUGCCAGACACUUGGUGAAUUGGCGAAAAGGUGUGAAGUGACACUACCCGCUGGUGGAGGGUGUGCUAUUUGCAAAGUUGGGUAUUACAAAGUCGAGAAAGACUGUGAUGCGUGUGAUGAGUCGUGUGAUAUGUGUUUGAAGAAAGACGAGUGUUUGUCAUGUAAAGAUGGGUACUUCACAUCAAAACACAAAAUGAAGAUUCAAUUUAGUGUAUUAGAAGGGUGUGACUAUUACGAAAUACGAACGGUUCCUUCGCUUGUUACUUUAAAAAGAGGGGAUGCUUGUGAAUUUGAGAUAUUCAUCAAGCCGUUGUGUUCAUGCUAUUUAGAAGAAGACAUUAUGGUCAUUGCACUUGACAUAGAAACUGGUGUACAGUACAACGAAAAGAUCCAAAUCGAAGUUUUGACUGAAAACUCCACAAAAUUGAAUUACAAAGAACUCAACGAAGAAAAGAAAAUAGGUGAAGGCUCUUUUGGUAUAGUUUACAAAGGAAAAUACAGAGGAAAUACAGUGGCAAUUAAGAGAAUGAAAGAGUCGACUGGAGAAAACAAUGAUAUGACUGAGUUUACAAAAGAAGUAACAAUGUUGGACAAAUUUAGAAGUGAUUACAUUGUUCAUUUUUAUGGCGCUGUAUUUAUUCCCAACAAAGUGUGUAUGGUCACUGAAUUUGCACAAUUUGGGUCUUUACAGGAUUUGAUGAAGAACAAAAAGACGAGUGAAAUAUCAAAUAAGUUGCGGGUAAAAAUUGGUAUAGAUGCAGCAAAGGGUAUUUUAUAUUUACAUGAAAAUGGCAUAUUACACAGAGACAUCAAACCAGACAACAUUUUGGUGGUUUCUUUGGAAGUAAACGUUACUAUUAAUGGAAAGUUGACUGAUUUCGGGUCAUCUAGAAACGUCAAUCUGUUGACAACUAAUAUGACAUUCACUAGGGGUAUAGGUACACCAGUUUACAUGGCUCCUGAAGUGUUGGGCCAACAAAAGUACAAAAAAUCAGCAGAUGUGUUUUCAUUUGGCAUCACAUUGUUUGAGACAUUUAAAUGGGGUGAAGCUUACGAUAAAGAACGGUUCAGAUUUCCUUGGAAAAUCGCAGAGUUUAUCAUGUCUGGAAAUCGCCUUGAGAAACCAGAAAUAAUACCAGAUGAAAUAUACCAUUUUAUACAAAACUGUUGGUAUCAUCGUCCAACAGAUAGAAUUGAUAUUGAAGAGGUUGUUAAAACGCUAGAAUCUAUUAAAUCAUUGUGA